Messenger RNA from Klebsormidium nitens, 2130 nucleotides. The record is from the annotation of a GenBank genome assembly. Lineage: Eukaryota; Viridiplantae; Streptophyta; Klebsormidiophyceae; Klebsormidiales; Klebsormidiaceae.
AUGUUACUCAGCAGACUGGUGAAUAUUCUCCUCUCCGGGUCUCUGACUUUGAAUCUCAGUCUAGCACCCUCCAAGUACUUCUCGCACCUGCCAGGCGUUGGCUUUCAGGAGUCUGUCUUCAACCCGCAUCAUCACAGGACAACAAUGGGUUCCUACAGGGUUGCGAGCAACAACGAGUUCUUGGUGACCACCGGAAUUGGCAUCAAGGACGUCCGCGUGUCCAAGAAGGGAUGGGUCUUUUUUGGGCAGAAGAGCCGCAUCUUCGACGUCACUCCACGGAACUACACCCUAGAGCUCCACGCCAUGACUCGGGAGAAGUUGGAGUUCCUUCUUCCCGCCGUCUUCACAAUCGGGCCAAAGCUGGAGCCCCAAGCGCUCCACUUGUACGCUCAGCUCUUGGCGGGGAGACCCGACGAAGUGAACCACAUCACCGAGCUCGUCAAGGGCAUGAUUGAAGGAGAGACACGUGUCCUCGCGGCGAACAUGGGCAUGGAGGAGAUCUUCAACGCGCGCAAGGGCUUCCAGACGCAUGUUGUGGAGGGAGUGCAAAAGGAGCUCGACCAGUUCGGGCUGUUCAUCUACAACGCCAACAUCAAGGAGCUGAAGGACACCGCCGGCUCCGAGUACUUCCGGUACAUGCGGAUGAAGACGCACGAGGACGCCAUCAACAAGGGCAAGGUUGACGUGGCAAACGCGCGGUACUACGGUGACGUCGGCGAGAAGGGCAAGGUCGCGGCGACGCGGCGCGAGACGAAGCAGAUUGAGGCGGAGACGGUGGUCUACGAGAAGACCAGGGAGGGAGAGCAGCGGCAGGCCGUGCAAAAGGUAGAGGCGGAGACGAUCGUGUACGAGAAGCUGCGCCAGCAGGACAUCGCGCAGGCGGACGCUGCGCUGCAGGUGAAGCAGGCGACGUUCCAGCAGAGCGUGCAGAUCGCGCAGACGGAGGCGCGGAAGGCGGCCGAGAUGCGCCAGAUGGAGCUCGACAAACAGGUGGAAGAGAAGCGGCUGCUCGCGGAGACUGAGCGGCAGCGCGCGACCCUGGUGUCCAAGGCGGCCGCCGAGGCGGAGUCACAGAGGAAGCAAGCCGACGCACUGCUGUACACGAUGCAAAAAGAAGCGGAGGCGGCGCAGUACAAGACGCUGAAGCAGGCGGAAGGGCAGCUGGUCGCCGCGCAGAACCAGGCCAAGGGCGCGCUCGCGCUCGCGGAGGCGCAGGCGGAGGGCAUCCAAAAGGUGCUCGCGGCGUUUGGGGGCGACACGAACGCCGCGCUGCAGUACAUCAUGGUGGAGCGCGGCCUGUACGGGGAGCUCGCGCGCGCCAACGCGGAGGCCGUCCAGGGGCUGAACCCCAAGAUCACGGUCUGGAACACCGGGUCCGAGACCGGUCCCGACGGGCAGCCCACAACGGGUUCCAACCCGCUGCGCAACAUCUUUCAGUCGCUGCCCCCGCUCUUCGCCACGAUCCAAGACCAGACUGGCAUCGUCCCCCCGGCCUGGUUGGCUAAGAUGCCGGCACAAGAAAACGUCAAUCACUAAACGUCAACCACUAAACGUCAAAUAGUGAAUUUCAACCACUAACGUCAGCCACUGAGAGUCGUCGGGGCUUGUUAGAUUGACGGAAAGAAGCUAAGGCCUGCGGGCAAAGGGCUUCCGGCUUCCCCGAACCCAAAUGUACCCAAAAAAAAAAAACCAGACAGAAGCUGGAAGAGGCCUGUAAAGCAACGGAACAGCAGCAGACAUGAGUUGAUUAGAUGUAGAGCCGGGCGCACCCUCCGAGUCUAAUGCCGCGUACAUAGUCAACGGUUUGCAGUCCAGGAAUCGUUGCUGAGGAUUGUAGAUACUUGACCAUCCACAUGCGAUAAAUGCAAAUGAAGUCUAGCCCCAGCUUAAGGCUGGCCAAAGCCCAAUCAGAUCAUGAUUCUCGCCAGCACAAAUAGAUAGGAACCGUGUAAUCCACUUAAGAGCACUACUGUUCUCAUUCAGAGUUGUUGUCAAUGUGACUGAGUACGCAAUUAAACAUGGACGUUUGGUAUCAUCCCUUGCUUAGAUUCUCCGCCACUGAAAGUGCAUCUGGUGGAAGACCUUCGCCUUGUAUCACUUUUUUAGCAUCACCUGGUUGUCCGAGAGCAG